AUGGCUUCUCAGUCUUUUACUCCGCCUGACUCAAAUCGCUCUCCAUAUCGUCCUGAGACUAUCGACCUCACGGGAGAUGAUUCGGAGGAUGGCGAUGGGCAGCAAACAACUGUUAAUUCGACGAAAACUAACCCAAGUGCGAAAGAGCGUGCAAUAUCAGUCAAGCAGGGAAAUCCGCGAUCAGAUAGGCCAACAAAGAGACAUGAUGAAUCGAACACUGGCGCCACAGCUCAACAAAGAAAUCCCUUGGCUGAAGCUGCGGCUGAAGCUACCGAUACCCAUGCCCCUCCAACCGCCCCUCAACAACAGUCUCAACAGAUUGGUGCAGAUACGGAGGAGAAAGCUCCGAAAACUAAGAAGAAGAAUCCCUUGAAGGGCCAGGCUUCUGCUGCAGCUAGCAUGACUUACACACCUCCAAUCCUUGCCCCUCAAACCGCCUCUCGACGACAACCUCAACAGGGUGGUGCGAAUAAGAAAGAGAGAGCUUCGAAAAACACAAAGAAGAAUCCUUUGAACGCCCCGGUUUCCGCGGCAGCUAGUACGAGUUACGUGCUUCCCGCUCCUCCCCCUCUAAUUGGCUCUCAACCACCCUCAGACGUAGGUCUCGUACGUGAGCGUAUCCAGGAGUUGGGUGAUCUCGUGCGGUGUGUGUGCACAUAUGAUACGGGUAACCGCCAAGAUAGCCAUAUCGGAAAGGCUGCUCUAGGAAACCCACGACAACUUCCUACUACCACCGUUGGACCCCAAUCACUGGUUUUGCCAACCGAUACCCCAUUCGCUCCUUCGCAACGGGCUAGAAGACCUUGCGCACGAGGAGCACAACGCUUCUCACGAAGAGUAGGAAGAGGGGCGAGGUUCGAUUUAUCAGACUUCUUCUUCGACGAAGAUUGGAGAACGAAUCCAAGAGGCUACGCUGCCUCAUUUGAGUUUAUGGUCACGCGCAAAAACAUUAGAGGCUUAAAAGCUAUCAAAGGAACACUGAUCAACACGACCGGCGACAGAAAGGGCGAUUUUAAAGUAGGGGUGAAUCCCUUGAUUGUGAACGAAUUUCUAAAGAGAAUCUACCACCCUUACAAUGGGCCAACAUUCAGUAGUCGGAGUAAAGACUAUGGAGACAUCGUUGACUGGCUCUUGCAUCUUGGGAAGGCGAGGCGGAGGCAGUAUGGGAGAUUUGCCACGAGCAAAAUCCAGUGUGCAUUUUCUGAGGGCGACAAGGAACGAGUCAGGCGCUUGAGAGAAGAUCCUUCGCUGAGCGCUGGACUGGAAUUCCCUACCUUGAAAAUGGCGGGCAUCACAAUGGGCUUGAGCCUCAUUGACGGCAAUGCCCCUGCUCAACCCGUCGAGGAAGAUGAAUUGAAUCAGAGUGAGAACUCCUACUACGAGGACGGCGAUGAUACCGGUGGAGAGGAUGGCAACUGAGUCAAUCAGCCAGAGACACGGCCAGUAGCAGUGGUGGCUGCUGAUG
Hyaloscypha bicolor E is the source of this 1465-nucleotide messenger RNA. RefSeq lists its product as uncharacterized. NCBI's taxonomy places the organism in Eukaryota, Fungi, Ascomycota, Leotiomycetes, Helotiales, Hyaloscyphaceae. The coding region runs from base 1 to 1419 and encodes 472 amino acids. The transcript is spliced from 3 exons. The record is from RefSeq and is a predicted model, not a curated record.